This is a messenger RNA of Leucoraja erinaceus (little skate), 2658 nucleotides long. It is a transcript of the gene rffl, whose product is annotated as ring finger and FYVE-like domain containing E3 ubiquitin protein ligase. Gene Ontology annotation, molecular function: ubiquitin protein ligase activity. The coding region runs from base 491 to 1561 and encodes 356 amino acids. Gene Ontology annotation, biological process: proteasome-mediated ubiquitin-dependent protein catabolic process; protein K48-linked ubiquitination; negative regulation of extrinsic apoptotic signaling pathway via death domain receptors. The transcript has 8 exons. Lineage: Eukaryota; Metazoa; Chordata; Chondrichthyes; Rajiformes; Rajidae. Gene Ontology annotation, cellular component: cytoplasm; plasma membrane. The record is from RefSeq and is a predicted model, not a curated record.
UCGCCGGGUUAGUCCUCCGUUAAGGGGGCGCGGUUUGCGCGGAUGGUUUUUGCCAACGAUACAUCAACACUGCGCCAAGAGCAUCCCCGCGUUCACUGUGUUCGGGAUGGUCCUCCAGCGCCAGGGGGAGGGCAGGGAGCCUAGCCCGACGCGCGCGCGCACCGCGUUGAUCGUCACGCUCGCUCGCGGGCGGGGCGCGCGGUGUCGGUUGGAAGCCGAGGCGGAAGGUUGAGCGGGUCACUGGGUGCGGGCUCGUCACUUUCCCCUCCUCCCCCAUUGUUUUGGUGCUGCUUCUGUUCUGUGUGUUCUCUUCGCCAUCCGCCAGCCCACCACUUCUCUUCCCAUUUACAACCAUCGCAUGUCCAACGUAGUACGGAGCUGCUGAUGAAACGAAGUAAGGAAAAGUUUUGGAAAAGGAACACGGGCUAGUCGCGUAGAUCACUCUCCCAAAGGUGAGGUGAAGACUGCUGCCAAUUCAGACGGCACUGCAAUGUGGGCCUCCUGCUGCAACUGGUUCUGCGUGGACAACCAGACGAUGGAUGAACCUGAAUACACUCCUAGAAGGCAGGCGUACACUAACGCGGGCUACAAUUCUCAGUCACCUCCAUGUGGAUUGGAAAACACAUGUAGAGCGUGCGGUUCUCAGUUUGAAAAUGCCUCACGGAAGCAUGUCUGUGUUGAUUGUAAGAAGAGCUUUUGCACAUCUUGUUCAAUCCAAUCUGAAAAUAGCCCUAAAAUAUGCCACACUUGCCAGAGAUUUCGCACCACCGACUUCCACCGGGGAGAACUGAUGAAACUGAAAGUGAAAGAAUUGCGUGACUACCUACAUCUACAUGAAAUUUCAAUGGAAAUGUGCCGAGAGAAAUCUGAUCUGGUAGAUUUGGUAAUGGGACAGCAACCUCAGUCCGCACCAUCUAGUCAGGUGCAUAUUCCUCUUUAUAGAAUGGAUAUAUCUGAACAACAGACCUUUAUGUCAAAUGCACCCACAGGGACAACAGCAUCUACCUCUCAUGAUGCUCCCCCACCGUAUGGAGCGACCAACCCAAAUAGCCCAAGAAAUUCUCAGGAACCAAACCUGGCAAACACAGAAGUGAGUGGAGGAAAUCAGAAUGAGACUUCAGCACAAAAUGAUGAUGAGACUGAGUCCGUCAAUUCAGAGGAGAUAAUUGCCCCAGGCCGGCAUAGAGCAUCUUUAUCAGACUUGACUUGUGUGGAAGAUAUUGAAGGUCUAUCAGUACGCCAGCUAAAAGAAAUACUAGCUCGAAACUUUGUAAAUUACAAAGGGUGCUGUGAAAAAUGGGAGUUAAUGGAGCGAGUGACAAGAUUAUACAAUGAACAAAGAGAUCUUCAGAAUCAUGCUGCUGAACUUAAAACACAAGAUGGUGGGACAGGAACUUCGGUUGAUGAGAAUCUCUGUAAAAUAUGCAUGGACUCUCCAAUUGACUGUGUGCUACUUGAGUGUGGCCAUAUGGUCACGUGUACUAAGUGUGGAAAGCGCAUGAGUGAAUGCCCAAUUUGUAGACAGUUUGUCAUAAGGGCCGUGCAUGUCUUCAGAUCUUAAGUAACUACAGCUACUAUGAAACCAUAUCAAAUUGAAUGGAAAAGUGCAUUUUCACAACCCAGAUCCUAUCCUACUGAUCAACACUUUCCAGUUCACUUUUCCUACCAGUAAGACAGUUAACACAUUUCUACUUUACUCACUGAAAACAACAUUUAGUUGAUCAGAAAGUUUUACAUAAUAAUAUCAUUUUGCCUUGACUUUGCUAAAAGGGUAACUUACUAAGCCUCAACAUCUUGCAUUAUUUUAAAAAAAAAGUAGGGUAUAAAUGAAUGAAGGAAAUGCGAUUGGAAGGAAAAUUAUAAGCCCAAAGUAAAGCAAGGUUAUUAGAAGCCAUGAGGCUUGUACUGCCCCAUGGAAUGACAUUCUGUUUGAGCUCUCUCAGGAUGUCACUAAUCCUGAAAAUGGGAGGUGACAGUUCUCCGGGUAAUCAUUGUUUUACGUGCCUUUUGAUGAAAGAAUUGUGAGUUGACAGAUCAUGAGUGCAGGUUGCUGAAGGCAGGACACAAAAAACAGAGAUUAUUAAAAUUAAACCAGGUUCUUUUGGAGAGAAUUAGUAUUUUUGAAGGAUGUUGUGCCUGUGGACUAAGCACUCAAAGUUUAACAUAAGACUGAAGACACUUUAUAAAUUGUGGGUUUAGUUUUUGCCAAUGGUUAGUAAGAGUGGGUGGUGGUAGAAGGGGGCAGUGCAGCUCCAAGUAAUGGAAGCCUAUGCUUGAGAAAAUAAUAAAGCAAAGAAGUAAUUGCUUUAAAAUGAAUAAGAAGUGAUAGAUGAUUGAAAGUUCACAUCAUCAUGUUAUUUUAUAAUGAAAGUAUAUGGAUAGAUUUGUUGCUUCUAGCUGAAACUAAGCUGUGCCACACCUACCUGAUUUCAUAGACUAAAUCCAAGGCCACUUACGUAACAAGCAACCAUUCCUAUUACAACCUACACACCCCUAAAUGCAAGGCAAAAUCAGUCUUUGCUUAAAUUACACAUACAUUUAUGUCAUACUGGGUUGAUAAGAUGCACCAUCUUCAAUGUAUUAUACCUCAAACUUUAAAACAAAACCACGCAAAGAUGCAUGGUUCCAUAUCAUUUAUACAAUUCUGUGCAAUCAGAA